AUGUUCGGUUUUCUGAAUGCUUUGGUCCUGUUAGUGCCAGGACUGGUGUAUUUGCUAGGUGGCAACUUGCUAUCACCCUUCGUGAAGUCCGCUGGCGUCGGAGCAAAGACGAUCGAGGUGCAGGCCAAAGGAUAUGGACUUCAGAUAGUCCUGGCUCUUCAGGAAAAACCCUUGGCCUGCUUCCUCUCCCCACUCUACGCUGCAAUUGUGCUCAGGUACUUCCGCUUAAACAAGUACUUGUUGCCAAGAAGGUGAAGUACGUAGAUGAACGAGUACUAUCAUGAAGAACAAAUACGGUGAGAGGUGGAACUUCAGAAGGAGCUGGGAAUUGGUACAAGAAGUUGUACUAGAACUAGAAAAAAAAUCCAAUUAUACUAAAUCAGAUGGCAGUGUGAUUUGCCGAUGAUCUGGGUCUUGCUGCUUUCGCUUGCUUACCCGAUCUUUGCUUUGUCAACCAUCGCGCUACUCUUUUUCCACUCCCAAGAGUAUGGUGAGGCUUCCAGCGGUAUUACUUCGGAAAUAAAAGCCAAGCAGGAAGAACUCCUCGUCUUCAAGGACAAGGAAUUCAAAGCGAAGUGGUUGGGAAAGAAAAUUCCAGUGGAAACAGCGAUUGAAGCCUACCAAGAGCAGAAAAUCGACUUCAAAGGGCCGACUGGUAGAAGAUUGGGAGUUUCACGAUUAUUCAGGUUUUCAGACACGACGUCGUGUAACUUCUCAUCACAACUAUCUAGAACUGAUGUUAAAUUUCCUAUUCUUCUACAGGUAAGGACGACAUCAUGCAUACAAUGAUGAGCAGAUACGAAAUUUUCAAGUUCAGCGUUACAAGGGAAAACAUCAUGUCGAUCUUCGAGGAUUUGCUUCGGUACUUCUACAUUAAUUAUACGAUGCGGCGAUCUUCCUGAUCCUCGAGUUCGAGAAUAAUUGCUUUCUUGAUGAAUCGUUUCUGCAAUCGAAUAUCAAAGAUGAAAACUGAAGAUUACUUGAACUUGAACUUGUAAUCUAAUAUCACAGAUGAAACUGCUUCAGCUUCAUCUUCAAAUGUAAACAAGAACGACGCGAACGAACUCCUUAUGAAAACCACAACAGACGCGUGUAUAAGCACGAUGCUGAUGCGGAUAAGGCUGAUGUUUCCGACGUUUACAAUCGGGGCAACGACUUCUAUGGGUGGUUUCUUUGCGAUAAGAUGCUCUACUCUGUGGGUUUGUGGUCGAGCAGUGCGCCAGAAAACUUUGACAACAACAAAAAAAUGAACGAGCUGAUGAGUGAGGCACAGACGAAAAAGCUUGACAAAAUCUGCAACGAAUUGUGCAUGAUGAAGCCAGGCAUGAAGCAUUUGGAUCUCGGCUGCGGCUGGGGUGCUCUUAUUCUGCACGCCACUGGGAAGUACAAGGUAACUAUGGAUAGUUUUUGCAGUUUCGCAUAUUCUCGGCUUGAUAGUAGAAGUUUAUCUCGAAGAUUUUUUUGUCACUGCGAAAAUGUAGUUGAACCUGUAGUACAUUGAGUCUUCCUCAGCACCAUUUUCUUCACCUCAUCUUCAUGUUCAUGUCCAAAUAUAAUUUGAGGUCGAAUCAACCGGAAUCACGCUCUCGCAAGAGCAGGCCAACCACAUCGCGUCAAUAGACACGGAUAAGAGGACAGAUGUUAAAGUCAUCAAUGCCUGGGUUUGGCUCGAAGAGAAAAUCAAAGAAGGAACAAAAUACGAUGUUAUCACCUGCUUGGAAAUGUCCGAACACAUUGGAGUCCGAGACUACCAGAAAUUCUGCCAUGCCGUAAUACUUGAGUUUUCUACAACAACUUUUUAAGUUCUUGUUUGGGGUCAGCGUCAGGGUCUCAUCUUACUUCUUGAUCUGUAUUUUUACGGUAGAACAAGUUGGAAGAUGAUUUUUUUCUCUAGCAAGAAGAACUUCCGACCUUCAACACAUUGCGACCUCAGGUGCGCUCAGAAGUCUUAAAGGAAGAUCUUCCACGACAUUACAACAUCAGGUGCGCUCAGGGAGUCUUAAAGUAGGAUGAUCGAUUUUGCACAUUACAAAAACAAAAUCAGGUGCGCUCAGUCUUGAAGGAUGAUGGUGUUUUCUACUUGCAAAUCGCGGGGCUUCGUCGAAACUGGCAGUAUGAGGAUCUCCUUUGGGGACUCUUCAUGAACAGGUAUAAUUGAUGAGACCCAACACUUAGUGCCAUGUUAUAAUACAUAGAUACCUACCAGCAGGCUUAUGCUUAUGAUAUUAUAUAUAGGUAUAGCUCGACACGGACACCACCUCGUUCUCGUCUCUCACUUAAGUAUAAUCAGAGUAGUUUAUAGCACGCGUGGCGCAUGGAGUAGCAUGGAGAGCAUGUGGGGGCGCAGACCCAAAAGGCACGCAAGAGGCGCCCCCUUUAGUUCCAUGCAGCGCCAUGCGACCCAUGCACUCGGUGGCCUGCGAGCUGUGAAACCUUGAAAGUUAUUCCGUUAUUUAUUUUUAUUAUAGAAAACGCAUCAAAUACAAAUAAUAACGACUACUUUGACAACAUUAAGGUACGUUUUCCCGGGUGCUGAUGCCUCCUGUCCUCUGUACUGGGAUGUCGAGCAAGUGGAGCGAGCAGGAUUUGAGGUACGAUCGAUCGCGAAUGAGGGAGUCCACUAUGGUUUGACGAUCUAUGCUUGGUACAAGAACUGGCUCCACAACAAGGCUAAGGUUGUGGCGAAAUACGGUGAAAAGUCGUGGAGAAAUUGGGCGAUCUUCCUCACUUGGUAUUUCUGUUUAUUUUUUGUCGGAACUGAAGACCAUGUCGUUGAACUACAUCGAGACUUCAAGAAUUACAGGGUCAGUAGUCUCUUUAUUAUCCAAUUAUCCAAAGUCCAUUAAAUUCGGCGUAGGAGCUUUUCCUCGCUGAGCACUUACUUUUUGUUGAUUGCAGACAGGUGGUCGUGAUAGGACUAGGAGGUUAGAUUUGGGAUCUCCGUUUACCAAGUGAAACCAGGAGUAGCAGCGUCCGCACAGUCCAUACUUUUUCGUACAACGGGAUGAACGGGAAAUUUUUAUAGACCAUCAUAAACAUGAUAAUAUAUUCACGUCGAUGUAGUUCCAGCAUUUUUUUUCCUCAGUAAUAAAUGAAAAUGUUCAACCUCUACUACCACGACCACCAGGUCUUACCUGAUCGCUAUGCAAGGAAGCAGCACGGUCUACAUGAUUGCCUUGACGAAGAACUUUGCGAACGAUGUUCGGUCUCGUAAGGCCUUGAGCAAAGACCCUAUCGCCGACUUCGGUAUCAAUCGCGCCAAGCUCGUCGUCGACAAGGUGCGCGAUAGCCCGAAGUAAAAGAACCCUCAUGAGGAGAAGGAAGAUACACUGGUGACGGUGUGCUCCCGAGGGGGUGACGCCGAAAAGGGAGGUCGUAGCAUUAGCGGUGGUCGUAGUAGAUGAAUGCAAAAAAGAACUACUGCAUAUGUUGUACUAGCUGCAGUGGUACUAGUACUAGUGGUACUUCUUUCUGUCAUAUUGAACCGGUGCUGGUGUUGGAGGACUCAGGACGAAAGAAGCAGAACAACCACGAACUGCAAUGUCUACGAAGUAGGCAGCACGAAGGCGAACCAUGAUCAGGAGCACCAGAGUUCACUACGACUAGAAUUCCAGUAGUACAACUACUACUGCUUGGUGAUCAUGAACAUGAUCAUCUCAGGUUAACUUCAACUACUCCGACUACAACUGGUGAAGAAGACUACUUUUGGGGAGCAGAGAGACGGAGAGAUACCGUACCAGUAGAGGGUAAUACUGCAGGAAAUUAACAUACGCUGUUCUUGAUAACUAGACGAACAUGGAUUCCCGUUGAUGUAGGUCGAUGUCAUAGAAAUUUAACUUGGUAGAAAUUUAAAACUUCCGACUUUUUGGAAGUAUAACUAGUGUACUUAAGGAAAUAUAUCAUGUUACUGGUGAGGUCGUGGAAGAUAUUGUUUGUCAUCUAUGGUUGUAGCUUUUUACAGUAGUUUUUCUUUUUGUUGACGAUUUGUAGCAAACUCUGCGGGGGGUAAAGGAGAAGAAGACGAAGUUGUCGUUACCGGAAUUCAAGAUUCGCUCCUCACUUCGUCGAUAUUCGUUGUCGUUCGUUUUGCUCUGCGGCGGACACAAAGCGCCCAGCGUAUCAACGAAUACCGUCGAUUACCGGUUUUAUAUCAAUAGUUUAUUUUAAGAUGCUUACUGUGAUGCCCUUCCAUUUGAUGAGUCUUGUUCUAAAUAAUCAGUAUCAGUUGCUUCGGAACUAUAAAAUUGGUUCCGACCACCGCUUCCCUGAAAAUAAGUACUUUGGCGCAGCCAUGCAAGAUCAAUAAGGAAAGCAAUAGCAUACAAGUGGAAGGAGCAUGCAAUGCGAAAGAACAGAAAUACUGUCAACCUCAAAAGUCUCGUUCCCAUUAUUUAUGAAUCGAAAAAAAAAGGUGCCUGUAUGUCAUCCCAAAAAAAUGAUGUUGGUACAGGCAAUUCACCUUAGAGUUGCGGCAGUACUACGCUCCGACGAAAGAAAAGCGCCAUGGCUAGGAUCGUUACAUUAAGAUCAUUUUUGUUUUAUAAACCGGCAUAACUAUUAAGUGUUGGUAGUCCUUCUGCGGCUGCGCAUAUCCGCUUGAGUAUGCAGGUAAAACUGUGGAGGGCGGGUCGAAUCCUAGUCCGAAGCUCCCACUCCAUCGCUUAGCGGGGAAGGAUUUAGAACGAAUUUGUUGGUUGAAAAAUGUUGACUUCGAUGAUGCUAGGAGAAACAAAGGCCGUUGGUGGUGAAUACUUACUCUUCGAACGAAGGUCGUUC
This is a messenger RNA of Amoebophrya sp. A25, 4776 nucleotides long. The record is from the annotation of a GenBank genome assembly. Lineage: Eukaryota; Dinophyceae; Syndiniales; Amoebophryaceae.